Messenger RNA from Mercenaria mercenaria, 1338 nucleotides. RefSeq names its product putative nuclease HARBI1. NCBI's taxonomy places the organism in Eukaryota, Metazoa, Mollusca, Bivalvia, Venerida, Veneridae. The record is from RefSeq and is a predicted model, not a curated record. The transcript is spliced from 7 exons. The coding region runs from base 172 to 1191 and encodes 339 amino acids.
GGGCGUCUUAUCAACGAUCGUACGACCGUUUUUGACGUACGAUUAUCGUACGUCGAUCGUACGAUUUUGCUAGUGUCUUAUCAAAGAUCGCGGGUGAUCUAUGUCGUACGAUAAUCGUAAGAUUGUGUAUAAAGUCUGCGAUCGCUAAGGAGCAGUCGUAGAUCAAACAAAAUGGCCGCCGUAAUAUUACAAAGGCAACGCCAGCGGCGAAAAAAGCGAAAUUUCAAGGAACGUGUGGUUACCAUUGACCACUUGACAGAGCAGGAGGUCGUCUCCAGAUACAGACUUGACAAAGCGUCAAUUGCAGAGUUGGAGGGCCUCUGUAGGGAAGACCUGUCGCCCAAGACAGAUCGUUCUUGUCCCCUACAGAGCAUGACAAAGGUUCUCAUUGGGCUGAGAUUUCUGGCUAAGGGUGACUUUUUAUCAGAGGUCGCAGAUUUGCAUGGGGUUUCCAAGGCCACAGCAGCCACUGUAGUGGAUGAGUUCAUUAACAGUGUGAAUCUAAGGUUAAGGAACAUCAGGUUUCCAACAGAUAGAAUUGAGUUAAAUGAAAUAAAAAGGAAAUUCUACCAAAAGUGUAGAAUACCCAACAUCAUAGGAGCAGUAGAUGGUACGUUAAUACCAAUUCAAGCACCCACAGAAGAUGAGGCAGCAUAUGUUUGUAGAAAGAACUACCAUGCUCUAAAUGUUCAAGCCGUUUGUGAUCCAGAUGCAAGAUUUACAGAUGUUGUUGCCAUGUGGCCAGGGUCCCAGCAUGAUGCAGCAAUUUUCAACUCCUGUGGUUUGAAGAAUCAUCUUGAACUGAAUGAUAUUGGCAUGCUGCUUGGUGACAGUGGAUACCCUCUUAAGAAGUACCUGCUGACACCAAAGCUUAAUCCAAGUACACCACAGGAGGUUGAAUUCAACAAAUACCAUAGUAGAGGCAGAAUAGUCAUUGAGAAAGCCUUUGGUCUAUUAAAGUCACGUUUUCGUUGCCUGCACAGAACUGGCGGUGUACUCCAAUUCAAACCAGGAAAAUGCAGCCAAGUGGUGUUGGCAUGUAUGAGGCUGCACAAUUUAUGUGUGAGCAGAAAUGUACCAGAGCCCCCUGCAAUAGCUGCAGAUGAUGACAAUGCUCCAUAUACAUGUAUUAACAAUCAUGGAGGAGUUGAAGACAGGCAUAUAAGACAAGCCAUAAUCAAUUUGUUCUGACAUUUAAGAUUGUGUAGUGUUUAAAGCUGCUCACCAUCAGAUAUUUGGUGAAAAAGAGAAGUUCCUCCAAAGUGUCUAAGAUAAAUGUCCAUUUUUAGCUCGACUAUACAAAGUAUGGAGAGCUAUCCUACUCGGCCUGGCCAUAAC